Messenger RNA from Darwinula stevensoni, 2545 nucleotides. The record is from the annotation of a GenBank genome assembly. NCBI's taxonomy places the organism in Eukaryota, Metazoa, Arthropoda, Ostracoda, Podocopida, Darwinulidae.
GGCUCUCUGCAACAAGCUCAGUGAGGCCUUUUGCAACAAGAUCAUUCGUGUAACAGGCAGCAGCAGCAAUGCCAAGUUUGAACCACGUGAACAUGUAGAAUCGAAAUUUCUCAGCACUUGUAGCCAUAUCCAAAUUAUUAAAAACAGCCCGCAUUGCAUUGAGCUUAUAGAGUUUUUUUUUGUCUGCCCUGUAAGCAAUUCUCAAUGAAUUGACUUGAAAAUCAGCAAUCACAGAGAUUGCAUAUUGAUCUAAAUGCCUGAGCAGUGGGGAGUGCAUUGCUAGAAGGAUUACAAAGUUACAAAUGAUUCUCAUUACUUUCCAGACACCCGAAGUACAUUUAAGCCAUAACUCUUGCCUAAGGUUUAUAAGUAUUACCCCAAAAAUGGUGAAUCAUGUCUCUUGGCCAUAUCACCUUCCCACUAACCAAGUGCAGGAGAGUUUCAUCAAGAUCCCAUGAGGACUCGCAUUUUUAACCACUUAGGUUAUUAGUACCCCACCCCAGCGGCAAAGAAAGGAGGAGGGUGUUAAUGCUGUAAUGAUAUUGAACCUUGCCAACCCAAUGAGAAAGUUGUGGAAGCAUGAGUAAUAGUUCUUGCUGAUAAGAGUGCAAUUUAACUUGAGGUCUUGAUUAAGGAGUUCAUCCCUUUUGUUGAUACAGUUGCCCACCAGUUUAAUCAGAGAUGCUUGCAUAUGAAUUUAUCUUCCUGUCCACUUCUCAUGCCAAGGAGGUGGUGAUCCGUCAGAAGAUUAAGAAUAUGCUGAUGCUGAUUUUACCCUGCUCUCCUUGCUCAACUUGACAUUAUGAGAUGACUUGGAAGGAGAAUGGCAACAGGAGCAACAUUGCAGAAAGCCAUUGAUCUGGUGACACGGGCAACGGAGGAAGACAAGAACAAAAACUAUGAAGAAGCUUUACGCCUGUAUGAGCAUGGUGUAGAAUACUUCCUGCAUGCCAUCAAAUAUGAAGCCCAGAGUGAGCGUGCCAAAGAUAGCAUUCGUGCUAAGUGCAUUCAGUACCUGGAUAGGGCUGAGAAGCUCAAGGAGUUUGUUCGUAAGGGUGGAGAGAAGAAGAAACCUGUCAAGGCAGGGGAGUCAGGAAGCGGGAACAAGAAAGAUGAAGAUAGUGAGUCAGAUUCAGAUGAUCCAGAGAAAAAGAAGAUGCAGACCAAGCUGGAAGGAGCCAUCAUCAUGGAAAAACCCAAUAUACAGUGGACUGAUGUGGCUGGUUUGGAAGGAGCAAAAGAAGCUUUGAAAGAAGCAGUCAUCUUGCCCAUAAAAUUCCCUCAUUUGUUCACCGGAAAGCGAACCCCUUGGAAAGGGAUUCUCCUCUUUGGACCACCUGGGACGGGAAAGUCAUACUUGGCCAAGGCUGUGGCAACAGAAGCCAACAACUCGACGUUCUUUUCUGUGUCGUCAUCAGACCUAGUGUCCAAGUGGUUGGGAGAGUCAGAGAAAUUAGUGAAAAAUCUGUUUGAGCUGGCACGCUCCCAUAAACCCAGCAUCAUCUUCAUUGAUGAGAUCGAUUCGCUCUGUUCCACUCGGUCAGACAACGAGUCAGAAUCGGCCCGACGCAUAAAAACUGAGUUUCUUGUCCAGAUGCAAGGUGUUGGGAAUGACACUGAAGGAAUACUUGUGUUGGGAGCCACCAACAUCCCAUGGGUGUUGGAUGCAGCCAUUCGGAGGAGAUUUGAGAAGCGCAUCUACAUUCCCUUGCCUGAAGCAAAUGCUCGAGCUGAGAUCUUCAAAAUUCAUAACCUGGGGAAGAGAACAGAAGGAUAUUCAGGAGCAGACAUCAGCAUUGUGGUACGAGAUGCUCUCAUGCAACCUGUGAGGAAAGUUCAAACAGCUACACAUUUCCGCCGAGUGUCAGGUCCAUCUCGAGAUGACCCCAAUAUCAUCGUGCAUACCUAUCUCACUCCUUGCUCACCUGGGGAUCAAGGAGCCAUAGAGAUGUCAUGGAUGGAUGUUCCUGGGCAGGAACUCUUUGAACCCAAGAUCACCAUGAGCGAUGUCCUUCGUUCAAUAGCCAAUUCCAAGCCCACGGUGAAUGAUGAAGACUUAAAGAAACUUUUGAAAUUUAAGGAAGACUUUGGGAUGGAAGGAUGAACCCCUAGUUCACUUCCUAUCAAUCGCCUCUGUCCUGCCCUCAUUUCUUAUCUUCUUGCAUCUAAAGCUGGUCCUUUGAUUUGUCCUUUCCUUCCCAAUUUUCUGUAUCUAUGAUGUGUAUUCUACACUUGCUUGUCCUGCUAGGGUAAGUAAUCUGAGAUGUGCUUUCAUAGAAAAAGAUAUGAGGAGCACAAUGUGAGAAGAUGGGUUGCAUUUGCACUUCUGAUUGUGAUGUCGCAUUGUUCUUCACACAUGGAAUAUCAUUACUUAUUGCUCCUUCAUUCUAUGACCAUCAUGUGAUUCACAAUGCAAAGAGGAUGAGCAGUAGAUCACAUCAACCAUCUGUAGAGAUUGGUCUCAAUCAAGUGUUUAUGAUAAAAUGCAUAUUUUUUAUCUGUCUCAUAUGAUGCAUUGAUUCAAUAAAUAAGAGGGAGUGAGUAA